Molecule: messenger RNA, 2365 nt
Organism: Acanthochromis polyacanthus (spiny chromis)
Lineage: Eukaryota; Metazoa; Chordata; Actinopteri; Pomacentridae
Gene: gpr141
Product: probable G-protein coupled receptor 141
Exons: 2
Coding region: 305-1267 (320 amino acids)
Biological process (GO): G protein-coupled receptor signaling pathway
Cellular component (GO): membrane
Molecular function (GO): G protein-coupled receptor activity; oxysterol binding
Source: RefSeq, a predicted model, not a curated record
GUUUAUCACAGAACACAGGCAGACAAUAUGCAAAAGAGGACGUUGGCCUCUCACAACACACACAUUUCAUUUUCAUAACCUUUGCUUCCCCGAAAUAUUGGCACGCAUUGACCUCUUAACACGCAAGCAAACACCCAGAAACAGAGACACCUACAUUUUCAUUUUAAUAAAAUCUCACAUGCAGAACUUUUCCCAGCAUCACCGACACUGAGCAAACCCACCAAAGUAGCGGGCAGCCACUUCCUUCAAUGCCUUACUUUGAUGUAUAGGAGCACUCGGCAGCCACUUCUUCCUCGACCAAAAGAUGACUUCUACAGUCGGCAACAGCACAGUCUCCACAGCCGAAAGCUCGACAAUGACCAUGACCUCUGUACUCCAAACCUCAAAGGCAACGACUGAUAUGAAAGCUUCUGAGUACCACACAGUCCUCCUAGUCAUCUAUUCUGUGGUUCUACUCUGCGGCACCAUUAGUCUGAGUCUGAUGAUGCACAUCAUGAAAUCCAGCUCAACUUCCACCACCUCCAUCGCUGUACUCAACCUCAUCUUUACCCACUUCAUCUUCCUCCUCACGGUGCCCUUUCGAAUUUACUAUUAUGCCACUAAUCACUGGAGCCUGAGCUGGGGGUGGUGCAAAAUGGUCAGUGGCAUGAUCCACAUCCACAUGUACAUGUCUUUUAUCUUCUACGUGAUCAUCCUCAUCACCCGGCUGCUGACUUUCUACAACAAAGCUAACCAGAUGGUGCACUUCCAGAGAAUUCAUGCUUUCCUUUUAAGCGCUUUUGUGUGGAUCACUGUGCUUGUCGUGGUCCCAUGUGUCAUCCAUUUUUCCUACGGCAAACACCCACAGGAAAACGUCAACAACAGCAACAGCAACAGCAACAGCACUAAUGGACAUUGCUUCAAUUUUGGAAAGAGUAUAAAGACUGCUAUUGCGGCUAACUACAUCAUAAGCACCUUGAUCAUAGUGGUAGCGACCACAUUGACAGCCCUCCAAGCCAAAGUCCUUUGGGUUCUAUACAAGAAGCAUCGCCAGGGGUGCACCUCUCAGCAGGACUUUGGGGCUCAGCUGAAGAGCAUGUGCUUCGCCCUAAUCAUGGUGGUGUGCUUCAUUCCCUACCACCUUUUUCGGUUUUAUUACUUGGAGAAUAUUGACUUGCAGAAUAUUAAUGAGGUGUUUCUGAGUUUAACCACUUUUAACUGUUUGGACAUGCUCACGUUCAUGGGGAGGAGAACUUGCAACAUAUGUUUUGUAGGAAGGAAUUUCUGAAAACUGUGGGUAUGAUGAAUGUGUGUGAACGGGGUUUCAGGAGACUUCAGUUACAUUUUUUUUUUUUUGCUGUUAUGGCUUCAAUUGAUUGUACUUUAUUUUGUUGGAGCUCCAUAUAUGCAGAUAUUUGAUAUCAGAACAACCGUACAAAAAUAGCAUCAGAAUAAUCAUUUAAACAGAUAAGAUGGAAUAAAAGAACAAAAAAACAACAAAAAAAGAGAAUGUAAAGAGCAGAAAGAUGACUAAAAAUCCUUAAGCGGUACAUAUAGUGCAAUUAGCAUGCAAACUAUUUUCAGUUUCUAUCAGCAUUUGUUUGAGAGUUUCUUUGAAAUAUGAACCUUUAUGAGCAUCAGUUGGACAAAAUGAUCUUAUAGGGCUGUUGUCCGUUUUCUUUGAUUUGUGUAGCUUGUUCUUUUUUUGGUCAUUUUCAAAAACACAUAAAAAGAGCACCGCUGUAAUCCAAGACAUCGCUAAUUCUGCUUCAUUUGUUCUACCGCUGUUGUGCCAUGUGAAGUUAUUAUUUUUAAAUUAUACAACACUUAAACUGUGCUUCUGUCUUUUAAUCAUAACAAAUGUUAUUAUUUGAUAUUUUGUGUCCUACUUGAUACUUGAGGUGUCCAUAGAGAGUCGGGGAACUUGGGGAGAGACGUGUGACGUGCAACAGUCAAAGUCAAACAGCAGAUGUUACAUAACUGUUAAACUGUUCUUCUAUUGAUCAAAAUGCUGAAAGAAUUUGGCAGGACUGCAAACUGCCAUUCACUUUUGACUCAAAAUGAGUGAACUCUUGCCACCUGCUGGUCUGUGUUUAUACUGCAUGCAGCUCAAAGCUUGUGAUUUGUGUAAUGUACUCAAAGACUAUGGAUUUAUUUUUCAUCACUUAACUUCAUCUGAAAGGCAUGAAAGGAGUGGAGAUGACAACUAAAUUAAUUUCACUGUAUUUGCUAACACUUAACCCCUGUGUACAUAGCUCAAGUGUUCGGCUGCAUAGCUGAGACGAGAAAUAAAUAUCUAAAAUCAUUACUGCUCCCCCAUUAUUUUGUGAAACAUUACCUCAGACCUCUUGGAUCUCCUAUGUUCUGCCCUCUGAGGUGGUGUUAG